Bipolaris zeicola 26-R-13 is the source of this 2598-nucleotide messenger RNA. RefSeq lists its product as uncharacterized. The transcript is spliced from 2 exons. The record is from RefSeq and is a predicted model, not a curated record. The coding region runs from base 1 to 2598 and encodes 865 amino acids. Gene Ontology annotation, molecular function: protein binding. NCBI's taxonomy places the organism in Eukaryota, Fungi, Ascomycota, Dothideomycetes, Pleosporales, Pleosporaceae.
AUGAACGUCUCGCUUGGGGCACAAGAUCGCUACACAACGAUUGAGGAGGAUCGUGCAUACUGUUUACUCGGCUUGUUCGAUUGUCACAUGCCACUAAUUUAUGGUGAAGGGAGAGAUCGUGCAUUGAAACGACUGAUGCGGGAGAUAAUGGGAGAAACGUCUGAAAAAAUCCGCCGCUGGCUUUCGCCGCCUGAUCCUUCUACAAACUAUCACAAAGAACGCAAGAAGCAAGCGCCUGAAACGAGCGUUUGGUUGCUAGAGGGCUCAGAAUUCAAGCAAUGGAAAUCAAGUGUAGAUAGGUCACCAAUGUGGUUGCAAGGACGACUAGGACACGCAAAAGCUUCUCCGAGUUCGGGUUUCGAGGAAUGGAAGUCGAGUGUACUCCCAUCACCAUUGUGGCUGCAAGAAUCACCAGGAUUCAGGAAAACCAUUAUGAGCUCUACUGUCAUCGAGCAUCUACAGCAGCAUUAUCACGAAUAUAUAGACAGGGUGACGAUAUACUUCUACUUUGAUCCUAAUGAUGAACGAAAACAGAGUCUAGAGCACAUGCUCCGUUCGUUGCUCUACCAGCUUCUGCAACAUUCGGCUACAAUACCGAAGGGCAUUGAGGCUUUAUUCUUAUCACACCAAAGCGGAGAACAACAACCAUCGAUACAUGCGCUUAUAGAAGCGAUAAGAAAGGCUGUGCAGGAUUUUAGCCAAGUUUACAUCGUUCUCGAUGCUCUCCACGAGUGUGCGAACCUUCCAGAACUGCUACUGAACUUUGUUCAAGCAGUGGCUAGGCGGAAUGCUCCUAAUCUGCGUCUAAUUAUGAGUAGCCGUCGAGAAAUCGACAUCUGGCUAUUUUUGCGUGGGUAUCCGUCUCUGCAAGGGGAUCGCAAACUCCUCCAUGGAGAACCUACAUUUAUGGAAGUGGAGCAACGCAUUCAGCAUAGGCUGUCAUACGACAACGAAUCGGGAAGACGGGAUCAGAAUGCUGAUCUCAGGAAAAAGAUGCAGCAUGCAUUGGCUCUUGGGGACGAAGGGAUCCUUCUAUUGAAGAAAUUAGCCCCUGAUAUACGUGUAGUUAAUGACGCACAACAGAUGCUGGAGGAGCCAACCUUCCUUGGCUUACAAUUACCGUUUCAGAUAUAUGACUUCAUCCUUUCUUCUGUACGGAAAGAAGAUUUGAGACUCAUAGUACGAACAUUCCAGUGGCUCACAUUUUCGGAGCGACCGCUGUCUGUCGAGGAGAUAGCUGAAGCUAUCGCGAUUGACAAAGCAUCUAACACCAGAAGACGAAUAGAAGACCUGCUAAAGUUGUUGGGGACCUACCCAAGUCUUUUCACGAUCAGAUCCAGGAAGGAAAAAGGAGGUGAACCCCCGUCUCAGAGAACUGUUUUUCUAUCACAUCAUACCCUUUGGAGGUAUCUUGUUUCAGGAAUGACUAUACAGGGACCGGGAGCUCCAUAUCAUAUGCGAAAGGAAGAGUGUCAUGGAAUAAUUGCAAAAGGGUGUUUGGAAUAUCUGAUGCAAUUUCAACAGCCACUUUCAAAAGAUGUUCUCAGGUCAUCUGCUCUCGCAAGAUACGCAGCAGAGUUCUGGAGCAGCCAUCUUCGAAAGGCACUAGAUAUCAGAAACGAAGUGAGUCAGUUGGCCGUCAGGCUAUUAUCGAGAAAAAAUACUGCACAUUUCAACUGGAUUCGCCUAUAUGACCCUCACCAUCCUCAAGACAAGCCAAACUUGGAGCGAGAUGUAAAGAGUGUGGUGGGACCCCUUCAUUAUGCAGCACUCCUAGGUCUGGCUCAAGUUACAAAACUACUUCUCAAUGAACAAAGCGAAAUUAUCGCUCCUAGCGGAUACCAUGACAUUCCACUCCAUGCAGCUGCAACUGAGGUUCAUCUGGAGGUAGUCAAAAUACUGCUUGACGUAGGUGCCGGUUGCAAUACUCAAGAUCAAUUCCUUCAGAAUUUAAUACAGACGGCCAUAGAAGCAGGGAACUACCAUAUUGCAACCUAUAUUCGGUACUUCACUCGCAACAUUAGCAGACGUCAACUCGAACCGAGUGACUCUGGUUAUGCCUCCCAAAGGCAACUGGACAGUUUGCAUUCUCAAUCGGUACCUGAUCUGGAAUUCCAGAAGGCGUUACCCCCCAAGGACAACCUUGCCAUCCAAGUGCCAAAUUCUUCCAGGGGAGAAAUAUACCUAGAUGAUAUUCGAUCCAUAGACUCUGAUCUUGAAAGUAUUGGAUCGAAAAUUUCAACAGGCAGAUCAACAACAGAGCUCUUUGCCGUCAAGUAUCUUGCGUUAUUCUUCGCACAACGAGAAGAACUCCGUUCAUUACACGAGACAGCACUCCAGAAGAUUGAAAGAGAAAGGUUCACAGAAAACUAUAGAAGAAUUCUCAAGUCAUACUAUCGCGGGCUCCAAGAGGAGGCAUCAAACGAUACCGAACAAGUGGUCACUAGAACUCUUCGAUCGAGGAGAAACAGAGAAAGCAUAGCGGUGGGGAUUGCAGAUGAGUUCAGAAUCGAAGAGGAAGAGGUGGUCUCUUUCAACCAUCUGCUGUCGCAACGGGCCGAAAGAGAGCAUCUUGAAGACUGGUUGAAAAGAACGUAG